AUGAAUUCUGGUUUUACUAUGGUGAAAUUCAAAGAUGAAGCAACGCGUGAUCUAGUUUUGGAGUCAGGUGUGGUGCAUUUUGAUAAGAAACCAGUUGUUCUCCGUCCAUGGACUGCUGACAUUGAAUCCUUCAAGUCCAUUAAAUCAGUGCCUGUGUGGAUCCGGUUACCUGAUCUAGGAUUGCAAUACUGGGGAGUGAAUUGUUUGAGUUCUCUUUUUAGCACAAUAGGUAAGACUAUAAUGAUUGACAAAAUAACCAAGGAUCGGUCAAUGAUAAAAUUUGCUUGUAUCUUAGUUGAGAUGGAGAUAGCUGAUAAUCUUUUGAAAUUCAUUAGUUAUUUCAAUAAGAAGGGUCAAAUUAUGGAACAAAUUAUAGACUACGAAUGGUUGCCAACUAAAUGUAGUAAUGGUAAGAAAUUGGGACACUCAGUAACAUCGUGUAAGUAUGUCUCUGAAGCUGUUUGGAGGUAG
Messenger RNA from Humulus lupulus (European hop), 471 nucleotides. RefSeq lists its product as uncharacterized. The record is from RefSeq and is a predicted model, not a curated record. NCBI's taxonomy places the organism in Eukaryota, Viridiplantae, Streptophyta, Magnoliopsida, Rosales, Cannabaceae. Bases 1 to 471 code for a protein of 156 amino acids. The transcript has a single exon.